Messenger RNA from Mytilus californianus (California mussel), 1765 nucleotides. RefSeq lists its product as uncharacterized. The record is from RefSeq and is a predicted model, not a curated record. The transcript is spliced from 12 exons. The coding region runs from base 37 to 1377 and encodes 446 amino acids. Gene Ontology annotation, molecular function: kinase activity. Lineage: Eukaryota; Metazoa; Mollusca; Bivalvia; Mytilida; Mytilidae.
GUAGAAAGGUUAUUAUCCGUUAAUGUCAACAAAGAGAUGAACUUCAGUGUCAUCAUUUCUAACAAUGCGUCAAUUUUGACAAUUGAGGAUGAACACAUUGCAUUUAAUGAGAAGGAAACACAAAGACAAAUAACCUACGAAAACAUCUUAACUAUAGAGAACGCUAGUGGUGACAGGAGAACAUCAAGACUUUAUUACAUACAAGAUCAUCCAUUCCCUAAUCAUAGAUUAACCAAAGAAUAUGUCGAAUUUGAUGCAGAUGAGGGCACAUAUGUACAGCUUCAAAAAACCAUAUUAGAAAACAUUAAAAUAGCAACUGCGAGGCCAAGGAAAUUAGCCGUGUUUGUUAACCCUAUUGGCGGGCAAAGAAGAGGUAAACAGAUAUGUGAUGAAAUAGUGGUGCCCAUUUUCACACUAGCAGGGAUAGAGGUAGAUGUUACAGUGUCUGAAAAAUCUGGACAUGGAAAAGAGUUUGCAGAAACAUACGAUUUCAAAUCUGUUGAUGGGUUAGUCAUACUUGGCGGAGAUGGCACUGUAUCGGAAAUAUUCAAUGCUUUAAUGAGGAAAACCCAGAGCGAUGCUGGUGUAGAUUUAAAUGACCAUAACACCACAUUAGAAAAGAUGGAAUUGCCUAUUGGCAUAAUACCUGCAGGCACAGGUAACGGUUUGGUUGGCAUUCUUCAUGGAUGUAAAGAUGUAAUGACAUCUACAUUACAAAUUGUCAAAGGUAGGAAAAAAUGCUGUAAUGUUACUGGGAAUUAUAACGACGGAGAUCUGAUUGGUUAUGGGGUAUUUAUAGCUGCAUACGGAUUAUUUGUGGACUUGGCUGAUGACGUACACAGGUUUCGUUGGAUGAAAAUAUUUAGGAUCAUAGCCGUUCCUUUCUACUACAUGUUUCUAAAGCGCCUGAGAGAGAUCAAUGUAGACAUCAAAUAUGAUUUUUUAGAUGGAAUACUGCAUCAUUUAAAAGCAGACUGUCAAGUUAAACAAAAGAAACGAUUAAUUAAUUUAAUGGCAUUGACCUAUGACCUAGACUUUGAAGAUUAUCCUAAAGAUGAACAGCCAGAGAAGAAAGACCAGUUUGAUUUACUUGACUAUACACCAUGUUCACGCUUUGAUUUGAUAAAACAUUUCUAUAAUCUGGUACAUUUGACCAAAGAACAUCUUGACAGCGUUAGUUUUAUUACCCACAACAAGGUCACAGCUUUUAACCUUGAAGUCACAGAGGACAAUAAUCCAUCUGAACAAGAGCAAAAUCUUCGAUAUAAUAUUGAUGGUGAAAUUUAUAAUAUAAAAACACCAAACCUUUACGUUAAAUUACAUCCAAGAUGUUAUACCGUCUACAGCUCGUAUACAGGAUCACUGCGAUGGACGUAAUAAAACAUGUUAAAUCAGCCACGAAAUGAGUCAUGUGACACACAUCCACCUACGCUGGAUACAUGGAAUUGUAUACAUUACCAAGUAUAGUAUUGAUGUAGUGACGGAUCUUAGCGUUUGCCUUAGAAGUCCAAGAAACAAUAAAUUCAUCAAUCAUAUUUUUACUUAUUACAAGAUUUUGUAGAAAUUUAUUUUCUAUUACGCAUAUGAUUUAUGUAAUAUGACAUAGAUUUUGUUUAACUUACAAUUAUUAGAUAGACUCGCUAUGAUGUAAUCUUGUAUCAAACUAGACUAUUUAGAUUUAGUUCCUAGUGAGUAUAGGGUCAGAUACUUAUAACUGGUGUAAAAUAAAAUCAAACAUUCAAAUAUUAAAAAUGAAAAAUCUAAA